This is a messenger RNA of Elgaria multicarinata webbii, 2088 nucleotides long. RefSeq names its product CREB regulated transcription coactivator 1 (gene CRTC1). NCBI's taxonomy places the organism in Eukaryota, Metazoa, Chordata, Lepidosauria, Squamata, Anguidae. Gene Ontology annotation, cellular component: cytoplasm; nucleus. Gene Ontology annotation, biological process: positive regulation of transcription by RNA polymerase II; protein homotetramerization. The transcript is spliced from 14 exons. The record is from RefSeq and is a predicted model, not a curated record. Bases 179 to 2041 code for a protein of 620 amino acids. Gene Ontology annotation, molecular function: cAMP response element binding protein binding.
GUGCGUUCCUCGCGCCUGCCCCAUCUCAUUUUCUUCCUCCCACCUUCCCCCGCUUGCUGCUGGCUCGCGCGUGCGCAGUUAGCGCCGCCUGGUUGUUUGGUGGUGGUGUCUGGAGCCCGGUGGGAGGGGGGAGGGAGGGAGAGUCGGGGGUGAGGAGGAGGGAUGCGGACGGGGGAAGAUGGCGGCCUCGUCGAACAACCCGCGGAAAUUCAGCGAGAAGAUCGCACUGCACAACCAGAAGCAGGCCGAGGAGACGGCGGCCUUCGAGGAGGUCAUGAAAGACCUCAGCCUGACGCGCGCCCACCGGCUACAGCUACAGAAAAACCAGUAUUUGCAGUUGGGGCAGAGCCGUGGCCAAUACUACGGUGGAUCCCUGCCAAACGUCAAUCAGAUUGGCAGCAGCGCAAUGGACCUGCCCUUCCAGACUCCAUUUCAGACCUCCGGCUUGGACACCAGUAGGACGACUCGGCACCACGGGCUGGUGGACAGGGUGUACCGCGACCGGAAUCGCCUGGGCUCGCCGCACCGGCGUCCGCUCUCCGUGGACAAGCAUGGCAGACAGGUGGACAGCUGUCCGUACAGCACCGUCUACCUGUCCCCUCCUUCGGAUACCAGCUGGAGAAGGACCAAUUCAGAUUCUGCCCUGCACCAGAGUACGAUGACUCCCGUUCAGGCAGAGCCGUUCUCAGCCGGGUCGCAGGACAUGCAGCAAAAAAGAGUCUUAUUACUGACUGUCCCAGGCAUGGAGGAAGACACCUCAGAUACAGACAAGGACCUUUCGAAGCAAGGAUGGGACGCUAAGAAGACAGGAUCCUCGAGGCCGAAGUCCUGUGAAGUUCCAGGAAUCAACAUAUACCCGUCAGCGGACCAGGAAAACACUACGACGCUUAUCCCCGCCGCUCACAACACGGGCGGCUCCCUGCCAGACCUGACAAACAUCCACUUCCCUUCUCCCCUCCCGACACCGCUAGACCCGGAAGAGUCCUCUUUCCCGUCGCUGAGCAGCUCCAACAGCACCGGGAACCUCGCGGCCAACCUGACACACAUGGGCAUCGGCUCAGCCAAUCAGGGAAUGACGACGACGCAGGGCUCGUCCCAGCAGCACCGACAGCCGUCCGUCAGCCCCCUCCAGCUGAACACGGACUCGAGGAGAACCCAGCCCGGGCAGGUCUCUCCCACGCUGUCUCCGCUGUCGCCAAUCACUCAGGCCGUGGCGAUGGACGCACUCUCCAUGGAACAGCAGCUUCCGCCCUACCCGUUCUUCACCCAGACGAGCCCGCAGCAGCAGCAGCAGACCCAAGUGGCCAAUGCCCUGCCGUCCAACGCUUCCCUCAUGCAGACCUCCGGCUUGCAGCGAGGCGUCCAGCUGCCCCCGCUCUCGGUCUCCGUCCCUUCCACGAUCCCACAGUCGCCGCCAGGCAGCCAAACCCAGACUUCCAUGGGGAUAGACAUCAGUUCGGGCUCACUCCAGCAGUACCGCAGCAAUGCCGGUUCUCCGGCCAACCAGUCUCCUACCUCUCCUGUCUCCAAUCAAGCUUUCUCUCCCGGCAGCUCCCCUCAACAAACCUCCAUCCUGGGGAGCGUCUUUGGGGACUCCUGUUACGAUCAGCAGAUGACGGCCAGGCAGGCAAAUGCUUUAUCUCACCAGCUCGAGCAGUUCAACAUGAUCGAGAACGCCAUCAGCUCCAACAGCCUGUACAGCCCCUGCUCCACCCUCAACUACUCCCAGGCAGCCAUGAUGGGGCUCACCGGGAGCCACGGCAGCCUCCAGGAUGCGCAGCAGCUCAGCUACGCCAGCCACGGCAACAUCCCGAAUAUCAUCCUGACAGUGACCGGGGAAUCGCCUCCCAGCCUGUCGAAGGACCUGACCAGCUCCCUGGCUGGGGUGGGGGACGUCAGCUUCGACUCCGAUUCCCAGUUUCCUCUGGACGAACUCAAAAUCGACCCCUUGACCUUGGACGGGCUGCACAUGCUCAACGACCCCGACAUGGUCCUUGCCGACCCGGCCACAGAGGACACGUUCCGGAUGGACCGGCUGUAGUCGGGGUGGCGGACGGGCGGGGGGUGGGGGCGGGGGCCACGCCAGGU